AUGAUCCCAUGUGAAUGUCAUCGUUGUAUCCAUUGUACACAUUCACCAUCAGCAUUAAAUGAUCAUUUAUCAGCAAACUAUUGUAAUUGUAAUUAUAUUCAUCAAUUAAAUGAUAAACCACAACAUUCUACUACUUGUCAUAGUCAACAAUUGCCCAUUAUUACUGCUUCAGAUACAUCGAGUACUUUUGACUCAGGAAUAUCAUCUGCAUACGAUCAACUACCUUUAAGAAAACAAGUAAACAACAAUCGAGAAAAUCGAAGCCAGAGCCUUCAUAGUUGGCAAACAAAUCCUAAUUUCAAGGAUAAACAUCUUUCCACUCCACGAGGAAACCGUACCCAUUCUGCGUCAAAAUCCAUUGUUACUACUACUUAUACACGUGAGUGCCCUCUAACAAACUGCCUCAUUUCAUCGUGUUAUGAAUUUGAUUCGAAACAGACAACACCUGGACAACAGUUUAGUCAACAUACUAUGAAUGAUUUACACUUAUGUGAUUCAUGUUCUUCAGUACAUCAUCAUUAUCAUAACAUUCGUCAUCAUUAUCGUCAUUCUCAUUUUCUUCACCAUCAUUCUCACUGUCCAGAAUUGAUGAUCAAUGAUUUGAAUUAUAAAUAUGAUGUGAAUAAUGAUUGUAAAAGCCAACAAGUGGUAAAUUACUUCAACAUUGAUCAUGCUGUGUUGUUGUCCAAUGAUAAUUCACAAGCACAGAUUAAUAAAAAUGGUAAAGAACCAUCAUCAUCAUCGUCACAUGGAAGAAAAUCACAUAAUCAUCACCAUCAUCAUCAUCAUCAUCAUAGUCAUCGGAAAUCUAGUGCACAUCGUAUUGGUAAUAAUAAUGUCAAUAUUACUACUAAUAGUAGUAGUACUAAUAAUAAGAAUCCUAAACAUUCAAUGAAUGUUGACAAUAGCUUGGAGUUGAACAACAAUAUUCGUCUGGAUUUGGACGAAAACGAUGAUGAUCAUGAUGAAAAUAAUACAAGUAUUACACGUUUGGACUCUAAAUUAUCUUCAUCAUCAUGUGGGAUGAUGCAACAGAGUUGCCAUACUACUUCCACAACUGGUUCAUCAGGUCCUGGAUUAGUUGUCGGCUAUUAUCUAUGCGAUGAUCCUGUUCCUUAUCGAACUGUUUGGACUGGUGGUUCACAUAAUCUACCUCCAUCUUCUUCUAUUUCUUCCUCUGGUCUAUUUGUUGAAGUUAAUGAUCAAUCAGAAAUUGUAGACAAUUUUCAAACUAAAUUGAGUAAUCAAUCUUUGUUAACAUUGGGACAAUUUAAACAAUUGAUUGCUAAAAAAGGUGUUUAUCGAUAUUUUUUCAAAAAACCCAAUGAUGAAUUUGGUACUGGUGUAGUUCAUGAAGAAUUAACAAAUGAUAAUGCUAUUCUACCAUUAUGGGAAGGUAAAGUUGUAGCACGUGUAGAACGUGCUGAUUAA
Schistosoma mattheei is the source of this 1431-nucleotide messenger RNA. The record is from the annotation of a GenBank genome assembly. NCBI's taxonomy places the organism in Eukaryota, Metazoa, Platyhelminthes, Trematoda, Strigeidida, Schistosomatidae.